Physcomitrium patens is the source of this 2708-nucleotide messenger RNA. Its product is annotated as importin subunit alpha-1. NCBI's taxonomy places the organism in Eukaryota, Viridiplantae, Streptophyta, Bryopsida, Funariales, Funariaceae. Gene Ontology annotation, molecular function: protein binding; nuclear import signal receptor activity. The record is from RefSeq and is a predicted model, not a curated record. Gene Ontology annotation, biological process: protein import into nucleus. Gene Ontology annotation, cellular component: cytoplasm.
UUUUUGGGGGGGGGGGGGGGGCUGUGAUUUGGGUUUGGCAAGAUGUCUCUUCGACCGAACGCCCGAGUGGAAGGUCGCAAGAAGGGGUACAAACUCGCGGUCGAUGCCGAUGAGGCGCGCAGGAAGAGGGAGGACAAUAUGGUGGAGAUUCGGAAGAGCAAGAGGGAGGAGAGUUUAUUGAAGAAGCGGAGGGAUGGUAUGCCGCAGCUGCCGCAGUUUGUCCCGUCCGCUCAGAGCUCUCUGUCUGACAAGAAGUUGCAGCAACUUGAGAGCCUUCCAGCGUUGGUUUCUGGUCUUUACUCUGACGAUCCUGCUACCCAGUUGGAAGCAACCACACAAUUUCGAAAGCUUCUGUCUAUCGAGCGGAGUCCUCCCAUUGAAGAAGUGAUUUCCGCUGGUGUCGUCCCCCGUUUCGUGGAGUUUCUAGUCAGGAGCGAUUUUCCGCAGUUGCAGUUCGAGGCGGCAUGGGCUUUGACAAAUAUUGCAUCAGGGACUUCUGAUCACACACGUGUUGUCAUCGACCAUGGUGCUGUUCCCAUCUUUGUUCAGCUCCUAAGCUCUCCCAGUGACGAUGUCCGAGAACAGGCUGUAUGGGCUUUGGGAAACGUUGCUGGUGAUUCGCCGAAAUGCCGUGACCUUGUUUUAGGUCAUGGGGCCUUGAUGCCUCUGCUUGCGCAGCUUACGGAGAACACAAAAUUGUCUAUGCUUAGAAACGCUACCUGGACUCUCUCCAACUUCUGUCGUGGCAAGCCUCAACCACCUUUUGAGCAGUCGAAACCAGCGCUUCCGGCCUUGGAGCGGCUCAUUCACUCAAACGAUGAAGAGGUUCUCACGGAUGCUUGCUGGGCACUAUCUUAUUUAUCCGAUGGGACGAAUGACAAGAUUCAGGCCGUGAUUGAGGCUGGCGUCUGUCGUCGACUUGUGGAGUUAUUGCUCAGCCAUCCAUCGCCCUCUGUACUCAUUCCCGCGCUGCGUACUGUUGGCAACAUUGUGACUGGUGACGAUCUUCAGACACAGUUCAUCAUCAAUAAUCAGGCCCUUCCCUGUCUUCUUGCUCUUCUGACCAACAAUCACAAGAAAAGUAUCAAGAAAGAAGCCUGUUGGACUAUUUCCAAUAUAACUGCAGGAAACAAGGAUCAAAUCCAGGCUGUUAUUGAUGCCAACAUCAUUCCACCUUUGGUAUCUCUUCUUGCCACCGCAGAAUUUGACAUCAAGAAGGAAGCUGCUUGGGCUAUUUCAAAUGCCACUUCUGGUGGCAGUCACGAUCAGAUAAAGUACCUUGUUACCCAAGGUUGCAUUAAGCCACUAUGUGACCUUCUAACAUGUCCAGAUCCGAGAAUCGUCACUGUGUCCCUCGAAGGGCUGGAAAACAUUUUGAAGGUUGGGGAGCAGGAGAAAGAUCUUGGCCAGAGUGGUGGUAUCAACCUUUAUGCCCGCUACAUCGAUGAAGCCGAGGGUUUGGAGAAGAUUGAGAACUUGCAGACACACGAUAACAACGAGAUUUAUGAAAAGGCUGUGAAGAUUCUGGAGACUUAUUGGCUAGAAGAGGAUGAGGAUUCGAAUGCGGCACCUGGCACGGAAGGCCAAACCUUCGCGUUUGGUUCAAGCAACGCUGCAGGCGCUCCUGCCGGUGGCUUCCACUUUGGCUAAAAGGAACAUUUUUGGCCCUGGAAAGCUGAUACUCUGAAACAAGUCGACGAGGGUGGACCGCUGAGGCAGGGUAUCUAUAUUGAUACUUCACUAGCUGAGACCUAAGAUGUUGGAUACUUGGUAGGAAAGUGUCUGACCUGAAGAGAUUCAGACUCCGUAAUGGUGGCUGAGCAGGAAGUUUGGUUGUGGGAUCAUCUAAUCUCUAACAGAUCUAAUCUGCGCUAAGUGAUUCAAGUCCGAACUUUGACUGUCCUGACUGUCAUCACUUACUUGGUCUCGGUUGCAUUGACUGCAACCCAUAGUCGUCGGUGCAGAUGCUGCACGGACAACAAUUCUCACCCUUAUGUGUUCCUCAUACCAGCGAGAAGUCUAGCUUGGAAUUAGACGAGAGCGUCUACUCUAACAGCUUUAUUUACAUGUCACAUGUCACAUGAUGUGUGUGGGCUUUUACAUUUGAAUAGAUUCACGAACUAUGAGUGCAGGGAUUUUUGCUGCCCAUAGUCCCAAGUUGACUUCUAACCUAUUGGUAGGAUCCCAGUAUGAGGAGUGGAGCUGACCGUCCUUAAAUUUUCUCCAUAGUCACUGAUCUUUGGCCGCGCAAUUGUAUGGCUCACUGACAAGUGCUUACGAUUCCUGGUCAAUCUCAGACUCGUAAGCAUAACUCUACGAUCUAAAUGUCAAGCGGUGAAUCCACUGCUUUGUCAUAUCUGAACUGACAUGUCAUUCCUAAGUUACGGUUAAUUUAAAACCCAACUUUAGCACUGAUACUGUUUGAUUCGCUGGAACUAAAUGGAAUAUGUCAUUUUCGGUCAAGUCUUAAUUUAGUCCAACUUACUAAACUGAGUCUAGAAUUAAUUUAUGGGCUAACUGGGUUACAAGGUACAACCGACUUUUUCUUAGAUGAUGGAUCGUGUUCAUUGGCUGUGUAAUUUAUGCAUUUUCAUAAAUUCAUGCUCUAGCUAAUUCAUUUAGCUGCAACUGAGCAAACCGGUUCUUGCUGAAUUUACGACCAGUUUCCACAGCUGAGUCAUCUUGAAUAUAUAGUUCUAAUUCCAAUU